Mus caroli (Ryukyu mouse) is the source of this 933-nucleotide messenger RNA. Lineage: Eukaryota; Metazoa; Chordata; Mammalia; Rodentia; Muridae. The record is from RefSeq and is a predicted model, not a curated record.
AUGGAUCUCAGUGAGCUGGAGAGGGACAAUAUGAAUCGUUGUCGUCUGAGUUCUCCUGUACCUGCUGUGUGUCUCAAGGAGCCGUGCGUUCUGGGCGUGGAUGAAGCGGGCCGAGGCCCUGUGCUUGGUCCCAUGGUCUACGCCAUCUGUUACUGCCCCCUGUCUCGCUUGGCAGAUCUGGAGGGCCUGAAAGUAGCAGACUCAAAGACCUUGACAGAGAAUGAGCGGGAGAGGCUCUUUGUGAAAAUGGAGGAGGAUGGAGACUUUGUGGGUUGGGCUUUGGACGGCCUGUCUCCAAACCUGAUCUCUACCAGCAUGCUUGGGCGAGUCAAGUACAACCUCAACUCCCUGUCACACGAUACAGCUGCGGAGCUGAUAUGGUACACACUGGACCAGAAUGUGAAUGUCACUCAGGUAUUUGUGGGCACUGUAGAAAUGCCAGAGACAUACCAGGCUCGAUUACAACAGCGCUUUCCUGGGAUAGAGGUGACAGUCAAGGCCAAAGCUGACUUCCUGUUCCCUGUGGUCAGUGCUGUCAGCAUUUUUGCCAAGGUGGCCAGAGACAAGGCUGUGAAGAACUCGUUUGUGGAAAGUUUACAGGAUCUGGAUUCCGAUUAUGGCUCAGGCUAUCCCAAUGAUCCCAAGACCAAAGCCUGGCUGAGGAACCAUGUGGACCCUGUGUUUGGCUUCCCCCAGUUUGUACAGUUCAGUUGGAGCACAGCCCAAGCCAUCUUGGAGAAGGAGGCAGAAGAUGUCACUUGGGAGGACUCAGCUGAGGAGGACCCUGAGCAAGAAUCACCUCACUUCAGCCAGGGCCCGCAGACCUGCCGCCCUCAGGCCCCCCACAGAUACUUCCAGGAGCGAGGCCUGGAGGCAGCCAACAGCCUCGAGGAGCCAACGUGUGCACCACCUGCCCUUCUGACCCAGGAAUAA